This is a messenger RNA of Prunus armeniaca (apricot), 276 nucleotides long. NCBI's taxonomy places the organism in Eukaryota, Viridiplantae, Streptophyta, Magnoliopsida, Rosales, Rosaceae. The record is from the annotation of a GenBank genome assembly.
AUGCCAGAAAGCUUGGAACAAGAAGCUGAGAUGGAAGAUGAGAACUACGUGUGGCUUGAUCCCUUACUAAGGGUAUGUAGGCAACCUAGGGUUCUAGGUGCAGCCACGAGGUCAAUGGAAGGGCAAAUAGGUCAUUCGUGCUUGACACCCGCCAAGUGUCGGACACGUACAGGGUUUCGCUCGGAUUCCAAAGUGGAAUUUGGGUCAGGUCCUGUCUCUCAUACAUGUUACAAAGCUGGGAACAAUAUGACGGUAGAUAGAUGGGACCACAUUUGA